This is a messenger RNA of Ictalurus punctatus (channel catfish), 3612 nucleotides long. RefSeq names its product RecQ helicase-like 5 (gene recql5). Bases 56 to 3088 code for a protein of 1010 amino acids. Gene Ontology annotation, cellular component: chromosome; cytoplasm. The transcript is spliced from 19 exons. Gene Ontology annotation, molecular function: ATP binding; nucleic acid binding; 3'-5' DNA helicase activity. NCBI's taxonomy places the organism in Eukaryota, Metazoa, Chordata, Actinopteri, Siluriformes, Ictaluridae. Gene Ontology annotation, biological process: double-strand break repair via homologous recombination. The record is from RefSeq and is a predicted model, not a curated record.
GGCUUUCUCGUAGCUGAGUGAAGUUGGCAGGCUGUGUGUGUUUUAGGGGAAAGACAUGACUGCUGUUGAGCGAGCUUUGAAAACCCAUUUCGGGUUUGAAAAGUUCCGAUCACAGCAGCAAGAGAAUGUCGUUAAAGCGGUGAUGAAAGGUGACAGGGAUGUGUUUGUGUGCAUGCCAACCGGGGCAGGGAAGUCUCUGUGCUACCAGCUUCCUGCAGUGCUGGCCACUGGCAUCACCCUGGUCAUAUCUCCUCUGAUUGCACUUAUACAGGAUCAGAUAGAGCACCUUAAAGCACUGAACAUACCGGCAUGUUCCAUAAACUCGAAGCUCCCGUCUGGAGAGAGGAGACAGAUCCUGGCUGACUUGCAUGGUGAAAAUCCUCAGCUCAAGCUCCUGUAUAUCACUCCUGAGAUGGUGGCUUCUCCGGCCUUCCAGCCUUGCCUGAGCUCUCUGUGCUCCCGCAGGUUGCUAGCCUGCCUGGCAGUUGAUGAAGCCCACUGUGUCUCCCAGUGGGGUCAUGAUUUCAGACCGGACUACCUGAAGCUGGGAGACCUGCGCGCCCGUCUGCCUGGUGUCCCCUGUGUGGCCCUGACAGCGACAGCACCCAGGCGGGUGCAGGAGGACAUUGCACACUCACUGAGGCUGAGAUCACCACUCACUUUUUCCACUCCAGUGUUUCGGAAAAACCUGAAGUACGACGUGAUCUUUCGAGAUCUGCUGCCUGACCCAUAUGUUCAUCUGCAUGCGUUUGCUAAGGAAGCGCUUGGGGGAUACUCAGCUGAGAAGGGUUGUGGGAUUGUAUACUGUCGCACAAGAGAGAGUUGUGAGGAUGUCGCACACAGAUUGACUAAACUUGGGAUUUUGGCUAGGCCCUACCAUGCAGGCCUGAAAGCAGGAGAUCGCACUGAUUCACAGGCUGAUUGGAUGGAAGGGAAGGUGCCUGUCAUUGUGGCUACUGUCAGCUUCGGGAUGGGUGUUGACAAGGCCAAUGUGAGGUUUGUAGCUCACUGGAACUUGGCUAAAUCCUUGGCCAGUUAUUAUCAGGAAUCGGGACGUGCUGGUCGUGACGGCCUGCCCUCUUCUUGCCGCAUAUACUACUCUCCCAGAGACCGAGACCAACUCCGCUUUCUCAUCUGUAAAGAGAUCACCCGCAAGCAGGAGAAACGAGGGUCGGAGAAAGAACAGGACAAAGCACCUUUGCUGGACUUUGAGGCCAUGGUUGCUUUCUGUGAACAAGAGGGAUGCAGACAUGCCACUAUAUCGAAGUUCUUCGGGGACCAGACACCCAACUGUGCUGGGGCCUGCGACUACUGUCAAAAUCCUAAACUUGUCCGUGCCCAGCUAGAGAGAGCUGCUGCCCUCAGCACUAAGACCGGGCCAGCGCAGAGCUCUGGGAGUAGGGGACCUUUCGGUUUUGACCGCGAGCUCUACGGAGGAGGGAAGAAAGGCUACGGCUUUGAGAGGUGUGACGAGGAGUGGGAGAGCAGUGCUGAGGACGACUCUGAGAAACGAAAAAAAGAGUUCGGGGACCUGUUCAGGAAACAAAUGAAACUACGCAAGGUGUCAAGUGGCCCAAAAGAAACGUUUGCUCCCCCAGAUGCUGAUUGUCCAUUAAAGGAGGCGAGCAGUCAGAGAAUCCCAAGGCUCUCAGUGAAGGCACGAGAGCACUGUCUGUCUCUUCUCCAGGCAUCUCUGACUAACCAUAGAGGCACAACAGAUCACCCUUACAGCUCUGACCCACUUUCUGUGGCGGUUGAAAUAGAGCACGAAGUGUUCAGAUCUUGCAAGUCCGCAAACCUGUACAAGGCUGCAGUUCUCAAGAGAGUAGCAGAGCUUAAGAAAGACGCCGGUGAUGCUGUAGCGCCACCUGCUCAUGAGGAUGGAGAAGCAUGUUGCUCCACUGUCAGUGAAGAGGAAAGGAAGGUGAUGAAUGAAGAAGCAGCCUCGUCCUCUUCUUCCUCAUCUAUCCCUGAAGAUCAGCUGGGCUUUACAUCAGCUUCUCAGAUCUAUUCACUGAAGCGAAAGCGUGUGGGUGCGGGAUUCCGCAGCCCUUCCACCCUCUUCCAGACCGCAUCAGAGUUUCUGCAGACUUCCAAGAAUGAGACCCUAACAGCAGUGCCCGUGUCUCAAGAACCUCCUCAUAAUGAAGAGGAGCAGGAUGAAAAGCCUGAGACGAAGAGAAGCAAAACAUCUCCAUCUGUCUUGUCAUCUUCUAGUAGCCCCAGCAAGAGAUCAGGCAAAUCCCUGAGCAAGAAACAGCAAAAGUUAGCAGAAGCAGCCAAGAACUCACACUGUAUCUCUCAGUACUUUGGGAAAAAGAUGAUGGACGAUACCCCCAAAAAUGGAGAGGCCACAGUUUUAGAAUCGGAGGAAACUGGUGUCUUUGAGGAAACUCCAGAAAACUGCAAUGUUGUCUUGAAUACGAAUAACACAGAGACUCGAUAUGAAUUUUCCACGGAUAUGGAAAACUCUGAGAAGAAUACAAGGCCUGUGGAGAACCAGAAUAUGGAUGUUAUUCCCAUGGAAAUGACCGCUCCUCAGGUAGAAAUUCGCAUGACUGAAGAGGCCAAACAGGGCUUUGAGGAGAGAGAAAUGCUAGAGGCUGAAGGGAUGAAGUCACAGUCUGAUGUGAAGGUACAACCAGAAAAGCCCUGUGAGGACGGAGAGUCUCCCUCUCAUGCCAACACCGGAUGGAGCCGUCCACCUGACAGCAAGCGCAGGGUGACCUUUGACCCUGUGGUGCAAGAGAGAAAGAUGGAGGCAAACAGUGAUGUCAAUCACGUGUCACUCCAGCCUGUGACUCUGAAAGAAGCAGCUGAUAUUGUUGUGAGAAUCUUGGAUCCUUUCUACAAAAAGGGCAAAUUUGCUACAAAGGACCUGUUCAAGUCAUUUGCACGUUUCCUCUCCCAUCUACUUGUAGAAGGAAAAGCUAAGGAUCGAGUCAAAGUGAAAAUGGAGGCAAAGAGCUUAAUCAGGCGUUUCUUCAGCAGCAUCCAGCGCUGCGAAAACGAGACAGACUGGAAACAUCUGCAAGACGCAGCCAAUCCCAAUGCAGCAAACAGAACUGCAGCACAGGAGGACAGAUAGAGCGUCCUGCUUUAAUAUUUCCUUAUUCCUCAGAUGCUUCAGGGCAAAGCUACUCCUCUCUCAGGGACUGCAGAUCAGAGGCUGCUGCUUAUAUGAAGGCAACAUAUUUCAGCAACUAGCUCUCCUUUGCUCUUACUAGUGCACUUUAAUGACAAUUGCUGAGAAUUAUUAUUAUUAUUAUUAUUUUUCUUUUUUUUUUCUUUUUUCCCUCCAGUGCCAACAGGCUACCAGUUCAUUACUGUGAUGUAGCAUUAGCUCCUUGUUACUACUUUAGAUGCUGCUAUGUAUGAGGGAAUGUAUGAACAACAUUCAGACAUUUUACAGAGGGUAAAAUACCAACAAAAUAAAAACUGUUCUGUUUUAGGCAACUCCUAAUUUAUUAUUUGCUUUUCUUUGCUUUAGGCAAAAUGGAUAUUGGUUAUGUUUCUAUGGUCACCAUCAUAAAGGAUACAAACAUGAUAUCUGAUUUACCUUGCAAAAUGAAAAUAAAUAAUAUGCAUUCUUAAAAGAAUGUGUAAAGAACA